This is a messenger RNA of Formica exsecta, 1042 nucleotides long. RefSeq names its product probable 28S ribosomal protein S26, mitochondrial (gene mRpS26). Lineage: Eukaryota; Metazoa; Arthropoda; Insecta; Hymenoptera; Formicidae. The record is from RefSeq and is a predicted model, not a curated record. The transcript is spliced from 3 exons. The coding region runs from base 139 to 846 and encodes 235 amino acids. Gene Ontology annotation, cellular component: mitochondrial small ribosomal subunit.
GCGCCCGCCAUGGACGCUCGACAAAUCAGAGCGCAGAAAGACGUUAUAACCUCACUUGUCAGAGAGAGAAGUUAUAAAAGAAUAACAUAGCCAAAAGAGAAACACGACGGAACGAGGAGAGAUUUAUUUUAAUUUUUGAUGACAUAUUAUGCGCCAAAUAUGAUGCAGACCAUGAGGAUAAUGAAUGUCAACAAUCUGACAAUAGGCGUUACAGGAUUCUGCGAGACCUUUGUCCCAAAUUCUGUCUAUACACAAUGCGUACGUUGGAAAAGAAAGCCACUUUGGAUGCCUACAGCAAAAUCCAAAGUAUUUCGAGUACCAAAGAAGCCUGUCAUACCUGUAGAAGAGCAUCUGGAGGCUCAGCGUUUAUAUAAUAAUUACAGAACAUAUAUAACAUCGCUUAGAGCAUAUUUGGUACAAGUUGCAAAGGAGAAUGAGGUGCAAUAUGACCACACGGUUAUCGAGCAAGCUGAAAAGGAGGAUUUCCAGGCAUGCAGUGUGAUAAAUGACGAAUGGAAUGCAGAGGUGGCAAAAAUACGAGAAGAUAGAUUGGCGAACAUGAGAGAGAAACGCAAGGAGUCUAUUCUGCAGAAAUUGCUACAGCAAGAGAAGCAGGAGGAGGAACGGAGGAAUUAUAUCGACGAACACAUUAGAAAGGUUAAGGAGGAAUCUCUCACAUUCAUCACCGCAGAGAACGUGGAUGCGGCGAUCGAAGAGUGCCUGACGAAUAUCAUCGAUUAUAAUCGCGCGUUAGAUUUGAAGGGAAACUGGUAUGAUGGGGAGUAUCCUCCAAAGAGUGUUCCACCUCUUGAAGAAACGCAGAAACCGGCAGUCGUCGAGAAUUGAGUAUAGAUUUAGAAAAGAAGACAACACCUUGGUAGGCUUAUACUUGUUUUCCCAAACAUCUUAAACUUUUGCUAAAAUAUAAUUAAUUAUGAUAAUCAUAAUACAAAUAUAAUUAAUUAUGAUAAUCAUAAUAAAAACGAGCUAUUGUUAUUGUAACAAGUAUUGAAAUAAAUAUAUCCCGCGCUCUUGUUCCUUA